AUGGCGACUGGGAUGUUAAGUUUGGGCCCUCGCCUCCUUUUGGCUGCAACGGCCAUGCGAAGACUCCCGGCUGUCUGGGUUCGUUGGAAAUCCGGCUCCCCCAGGGCUGUGGUCACCCCAACUGAGGUGGCAGGAAGGAGUGUGCCAGCACCAACUAUACAUAGUCAGGAGGACCCGGAUCCCGAGGGAGAAAACUUCUAUGAGAAGAACCCAAAUACUCAUGGCUAUGACAAGGAUCCUGUUGUAGACAUCUGGAACAUGCGAGUAGUCUUCUUCUUUGGCUUCUCCAUCGUCCUGGUCUUUGGUACCACAUUUCUAGCUUACCUACCUGACUACAGGAUGCAGGAGUGGUCCCAUCGUGAAGCUGAGAGGCUUGUGAAAUACCGAGAAACCAACGGCCUCCCUGUGAUGGAAUCCAACUACUUUGACGCCAACAAGAUCCAGCUGCCAGAGGUUGAAGACUAACUGAUU
Messenger RNA from Suncus etruscus (white-toothed pygmy shrew), 471 nucleotides. RefSeq names its product NADH dehydrogenase [ubiquinone] 1 beta subcomplex subunit 11, mitochondrial-like. Bases 1 to 465 code for a protein of 154 amino acids. The transcript has a single exon. The record is from RefSeq and is a predicted model, not a curated record. Lineage: Eukaryota; Metazoa; Chordata; Mammalia; Eulipotyphla; Soricidae.